AUGACUGAUAAUCUUUCAAAAAGUCUUAAAUCAACUGAAUAUGAAUUAUCUUGGGCAAAUCGAGGUUUAAAAGGAAAUAGUGCUGAUGAUGUCAAAGAAUUGUGUGAUGCAAUUGAACAAUAUAAUCAAUUAAUAGCUUUACGUCUUGAAGGAAAUACAAUUAAUGAAGAAGCUGCAACAGCUAUUGGUAAAGCAUUAGAAAAACAUAGUGAAAUUCAACGUUUAAUUUGGAAUGAUUUAUUUACAACACGACUUAAAACAGAAGUACCACCAUCAUUAAUUAAAUUAACACAAGGUCUUAUAACUAAUGGCGCUCAUAUUGUUGAAAUUAAUUUAAGUGAUAAUGCAUUUGGUCCCAUUGGUGUUAAAGGUUUUGAAACAUUUCUUUGUUCAUCAGCAUGUUUUACACUUGAAGAACUUCGACUUAAUAAUUGUGGUUUAGGUAGUGAAGGUGGAAAAUUAUUAGCUGAAGCAUUGAUUACAUGCCAUAAAAAUAGUCAAGGAAAAUUUGCUUUAAAACAAUUUAUAUCUGGUCGAAAUCGUCUUGAAAAUGAAGGUGCACAAGCAUUAGCAAAAGCAUUUGAAACUAUUGGUACAUUAGAAGUAAUUCGUAUGCCACAAAAUGGUAUGCGACCACCAGGAAUUGAAGCAUUAGCAAAUGCAUUUGUACAAAAUCAAAAUUUACGUCUUAUUGAUCUUAAUGAUAAUUCAAUAACAUUAGCAGCUCCAAAAUUAUCAUCAGCUAUUGAAAAAUUACCAAAAUUAGAAAUUCUUAAUCUUGAAUCAUCACUUAUACGUACAAAAGGUGCUAUUGCUAUAGCACGAGCCAUUGUUUCACAUAAAAAUCUUCAAGAAUUAUAUCUUGGUUGCAAUGAUAUGCAUACUGAAGGUGCACUUGAAAUAGCACAUAUUGUAAAAAAUAUGCCAUCAUUAAGAAUAUUAGAUUUAAAUGGUAAUUGUUUUGGUCCUGAUGGUAUUGAUGAAAUUCGUCAUGCACUUGAAAAUAAAAAUUUCGUUCAUCAAAUGGUAUUCAGGUAA
Rotaria sp. Silwood2 is the source of this 1038-nucleotide messenger RNA. NCBI's taxonomy places the organism in Eukaryota, Metazoa, Rotifera, Eurotatoria, Philodinida, Philodinidae. The record is from the annotation of a GenBank genome assembly.